This is a messenger RNA of Aphanomyces invadans, 1868 nucleotides long. RefSeq lists its product as hypothetical. NCBI's taxonomy places the organism in Eukaryota, Oomycota, Saprolegniomycetes, Saprolegniales, Verrucalvaceae. Gene Ontology annotation, cellular component: cytosol; nucleus. The record is from RefSeq and is a predicted model, not a curated record. Gene Ontology annotation, molecular function: RNA 7-methylguanosine cap binding; mRNA binding. The transcript has a single exon. The coding region runs from base 57 to 1745 and encodes 562 amino acids.
CCUGCACCUGUGGCUGUGCCCCCGCACCAGCACGCACGAGCUCCGACACCCCGGACAUGCCACCGGACGACGACUCGAACGCAAUGGAAGUCGAGACGGCUGCGACGCCAGCCGCCGAAGACGAAGUGCCGCGCGAAGUCUCCAUCGAGGACGCCGACAUUGGCGCCCAGUUUGGCCGGGUUGUGAAGUGGACAGAGUUGGGCGUUCACCUCGACCCGGACAAGGUGAAUGCGAUCACGCUCACAUUGGACGCACUGACGCAGCAAGAGCUACAAGUUCACGUGCGUGCUUUGAUCGACGGACAACCUUGGAGCUACGAGUUUCUCGUUGGAGGGCAAGGAAACACGGAAGCGAGUGUGCUCAAGCGAGGUGUCAAGGGCAAGGAAGUCGACGUCGCGUGCACGUUCUGCGGGCGCGUGUGCUCGGACACGACGGCAGGUCAUUAUUGGUUUCACUUGUCCCUUCAUUCUCAGCAAUCUGGGAACGACAGCCAAAGCCUCGCCAUCCACUUGUCCAUGGGAGUGGGGACAACCGUCGGCGAGAGAGUAGCUCUGUUCGGAAAGGACUUGCUCCCCCUCUCGUCUACGACCGCAAGCGUCCACAUCGAGUCCAUUGGAAUCACGAGCGGUCGGUCUGCACUCAAGACACGGAGCGCUCUGCUUCGGUCGCAUGUGCAAGCUUCACCGUUAGUUUCGUCGGACAGAAUCCUGACCGUCAUGAGCGACCCAACGGGCACCGAUCUCUUGACGACCGAGCAGCGCGCGGAAUUCGCUGCUGCAUGCGAGAGCGCUCGGCGCCGCGUGGCACGCUUCGGCGGGGAGUUUCGUAUGCCAAACGCCAAGCAGUUCCUCGAUUCGAAGGUCGUUCGCAUCAUGCAGCGCAGCGGCGCCGUGGCCGACAAAGGGUUUGCCACUGGGUUUGACGUAUUGUCGGCGGAAGAAGCCGCGAAGCGUGAUGCGCGUCGCAAUCGAUUCAAUCUCACGAUGGACUACGACAUCAAGUCGGCGCGGGAAAUUUCGAACGGUGCGACGGAAGAAGAGAUUCUCAAACAUCAAGAAGAGCUCAAGCGGCGGGCGGCGCGGUCCGCCAAGUUCGGCAACACUGCUGCAUUCACGUCCACGUUUGUGCCUGGCUCCGCGGAAGGGGCGCUCGUCGCGGCAUCGCCCAAGGUCCUCGCGGAGCGCGUCGACCUCGAUGUGAAUCAGGACGUGCGCUCGGACGCAUUGCACAUGUACAGCCUCGACGAUCAGUUCACGAGCGUCAGGACUCGCGAUAUUUUGGCCUACUUUUUGGGCUACGGGCCGUCGUACGUCGAGUGGACGAACGACUCGAGCUGCACGAUUGUCUUUGACGACGCAUUCACGGUGUCUCGCGCCCUGCUGGCGUUGACAUCCGAGAUGCCCGAUGGUGCGGCCUUGGAGGCGCAGCCGACCAAGGAAGCGAACCCUUUUGCUCCGAAACCCGACCACGACGAUCCAUCGAAAGGUGUCGACCCAAACGGAUGGCGCAUUGGGCUUCCUAUCCACGCCGCGGAUCACAUGGAUCGGUCGUGGCGAGUUUUGCUGCGCCGCGCUACGCUUCGUGACUUUCCACCAGAGAAAACGUGGAAGCGACAACAGUACAACAAGUCGAGUCAUCGGCGCAUGCAGCGCAUGGCCCCCUCCACGACAAGGAAACGUCGUCGAGACCGUGAUGACGACGCCGACAGGACGGACAAGCGCGCGCGUGACGACGACAUGGCGUAGAAAAACAACUGCAUCUAUUUUGUACUUUCGGAUAUGGUUGCGUCAGUUCAAAACUAGACCGUCAAUAAUUUUGACGCAGCACGAUUGACGCAAUUUCUGACGCAAUACAAACAUCAAAUGAAC